UUUUCCUUUAAACCACACCUCCAGCUGACUAUAAAUUCUUCCUCUCUGAAGCAACAGUGUCAGGGGGGGGAACAAACUCUCAGAGCCAGGCUGUUUUCUCCUCUCUACGCUCAGUACCUGCUCUCAGUGUUUACAGUGCUUGUUUCCUCCAGCAUGUUUUGGCACGGCCGGCCGAGUCUUGACAGAGCUCCAGGAUCACUGUAAAGCUCUCAGGAGGGAGCUGUUGAAUUCGACGGAUCACAGUGAGAAGGGGGAAUCGGUGCCUAAAGGAAAGGAGAGUCUGGAUUAGCUGAGGCUAUACGACCACCUCGGAAAGAAAAAGGAUUUAGACUUUGUGAUGGCUGACCGGGAACACCUUUAACCCCUCUUUUGGUAUCAAAUAAACCAGACUAUUUUCUGACUGGAUCUUCUGUGGAAAACAGUGCUGCUUCCACAAGUGUAAUCCCUGAAAACCAUGUAUACAAAUGGAACAAUCGAUCACUGCAGAGUACCCGAUAUUGCCACGUACCAAACCCUCUCCUGUCUGAUGAUGGGAGAGUUUGUGCUGGGUCUGCCUCUCAAUCUGUCCGUCCUCUAUGUCUUCAUCUUCAGGUUCAAGUUCUGGAAGAACAAAAGUAUCUUCCUGUUCAAUAUUGUGGUUGCCGAUUUCCUGCUGGUGGUCUGUCUCCCUGCUGAGGCCUACCACUACUGGAACGGCAUGAGGCGCAGCAAGAACCCGGUGGUGUGCAAGCUGAUGCUCUCCAUGCUGUUUCUCAACCGCGGGGCCAGCAUCGCCUUCCUCAUCAUUCUGUCCAUCGAUCGCUACUUCAACGUGGUGCACCUCGGACGGAAGAACCUCGUCAAGGUGUUGAAGAAAUCUCCUCAGAUCUCCAUCCUCAUCUGGCUCCUCUUGCUGCCCCUCACCAUCCCCACCAUGGUGGAGACGUUCGAGUGCUGCAACAGCCACGGCCGAGCGGUGGAGACUUAUUACCACGAUGUGACCGACACCUUCAGAGAGGUGGUCUUCUUCACCCAGAUCGUCAUCCCCUUCAUCGUCCUCGUGUACUGUUCUGUGCGCAUUGUGAACCGGCUGAGGAAGAAGACGGUGGGCGAGAAGACCAAACUGAGAAGAGCCGUGUGGGUGGUCAUGUCGGUCGUGGGCGUCUUCUCCAUCUGCUUCCUGCCCUGCACCAUAGGCCGAGCGGUGCUGCUCACCGUCCGGCUGCAGAAUUGGUUAAAAGAGGAGGAAGUCGCCGUUCAGGUCUACGACGGCCUCAUGGUUUUGUCGUACAUCGACUGCCUGCUCGACCCGCUCGUUUAUUGCUUCUGUAACUCGGGGUUUAAAGACGCUUACAUAUCCACCUUCUGUCCGACCUGUCUUCAGAAGAGAUUGAUAAACUCAGACUUUACGUUGGGAACAACGGAAACACCUACGAUGUCUGGAGGUAGAACGAUAACAGAUAAAUAAUCAACUUAGGUUGUUAUUAAACACUAUCUCAGAAACAGAACAGGUACACCCACACAGGAGUUUUUGUGCAUGUGGCAGAUGAGAUGUAUUCUCUGAAAAUGUUAAUCUAGGGCUGUGUAUAUCUAUUCUGUGUGCACAAUUUAGCUGUAACCUUCCAUAGCAAUAAGAAUUAUAUAUUAUAAGAAAUAAAAAUGCAGUCUACAUUUUUUUACAUAAUAUGUGGUCAGUUAAGGUGCAGUCAUAUUUUUCUUUCUUCAGGUGUAAAUAGCAGAAAUAUUUUUGAAAUCCUCCUUUAAAGGCUUUAUAUGCAAUAAAUAUAAUAGAAAUCAAGUAUAUCCUCUGAAAAUAACUCUGUGAGUCAUGACUGUCUACAAUGGGUGUAACACCCGAGUCCCACUGUCUGUGAUGUUUUCAGAGUUUUCAGAGUCCUAUCUGCACUUUGUUUACAUCGCCGGGACGGCCGGCUGACUCCUCCCCUCGCGUAUAAAAGUUGUUUAAUUGAGGGACUAGAGAAAAGAAGAAUAACAUACUGUACUCACUGCUUAACUGUGUUUCUAGAUCACGCUCAUUUCAGGUAAAUUUACAUGCAGUGUGAAGAUACGAGCUAGCUAGCAUUAGCAUGCUAACACAACAAUGCAGCACGAGUUGUUUUGGUUUCAUGCUGGUGCUCAAGGGCGACAUCUGCUGGAUCAAAAAAUAAGCAUAUAAAGCCUUUAAAGGGGAGAUAAAAUACUCAUAUACUGUGAAUUCUCUAUUAAAACGUGGUCAGAAAUGUGUCAUAUAAAACGUACUUUCAAUAGCUCAAGUCCAAAAAUGUAUUCAACGAGAUUAUUCAAAGAGGAAGAAGAAGUCAGGUGAGGAGGAAGAGAGCCAAACACCUAUGUGGGCGUACACGGCGUUUAAGCAGAUUACAAUGUUGUCAUCGGCAUCACAGCUGAUCUCAUGUUAAAUCAAAUACAAACGAUAUAAGAACAAUUGCCAGAUAGAUGUACUAAAGCUACGUAUUCUAAAAUAGUCUAUAUAGACCACUGCAUAUAAAUAUAUAUAUUUUUGCAUCAACUUUUACUUGAAUGUAUAAAAGUUUUUUUUAUUUUUUAUUUAUGUGGAUUCAUUCAGAGCAGGCUUUAAGAAGCUGAGAUAAUGUGUCCAUCCUCUUGUGACUGUGAUUGGUGAUCAUGGUUUUACUGCAUAUGGUGGCUUGUGCAAUAACUACUUGAGCUUGAGCUUGUUUAGUUCUUUUAAAGUCUUCUGACUACUCAAAGCGCUUUUUAAACUACAAGUCACACCUACACAUUCACACUCUGAUGGCAGAGGUAACUAGUCCCAUUCAUACACAUUUAUACGCUGACGAAGCAGAGGGAGUUUAAGUGUCUUUCUUGCCCAAGGACACAUUGGACAUGCAACUACAAAGUACCCGGCAGUGUUGUAAAACAAAGGGCAACAACUGGCUCAUAUUUUCAAUAUAAUCAAAUAAUAUUCAAAUAAUCACCCCGAUGGCCAUCUUAAUUGCUUCUGUUUUUGGUCUGUAAAGGUCAGUAAAUGUUGAAUUCGAUUUGCAAUUUCUGUCCCGCAAAGCGCAAAUGUCCUUAUUUUGUUUUCAACCCCAACCUAUGAUGUAAUCUUUUAAAGAGAAAUAGGAAUACUUCGUUUUGAGAAGCUAGAAAAAAAGAGAGAUUUGAUUUUUUUU
Labrus mixtus (cuckoo wrasse) is the source of this 3134-nucleotide messenger RNA. RefSeq names its product hydroxycarboxylic acid receptor 2-like. Gene Ontology annotation, cellular component: membrane. The coding region runs from base 455 to 1447 and encodes 330 amino acids. Gene Ontology annotation, molecular function: G protein-coupled receptor activity. NCBI's taxonomy places the organism in Eukaryota, Metazoa, Chordata, Actinopteri, Labriformes, Labridae. The transcript has 3 exons. Gene Ontology annotation, biological process: G protein-coupled receptor signaling pathway. The record is from RefSeq and is a predicted model, not a curated record.